Molecule: messenger RNA, 801 nt
Organism: Plasmodium yoelii
Lineage: Eukaryota; Apicomplexa; Aconoidasida; Haemosporida; Plasmodiidae
Product: translation initiation factor SUI1, putative
Exons: 4
Coding region: 1-801 (266 amino acids)
Biological process (GO): formation of translation preinitiation complex; translation reinitiation
Molecular function (GO): translation initiation factor activity; mRNA binding
Source: RefSeq, a predicted model, not a curated record
AUGGAAGACUUAGAAAAAGAAUUCGAUAAAAUUAAAAUAAAACCUGAUGAUAAUGAAAAUGAUAAAAAGAGGAAAGAAGAAAGUGGAGGAUCAUCUAUAGGAGUAGAAGAAAAUGAAGAAGAAUCUGAAAAAAUAUCGAAUCGAAAAUUAAGAUAUUUGAAAAUGAAAGAUAAAAAAGAAGAAAAAAUAAAUAAAAAAAAACAAUCUUCCAAAACAAACUCUACAAAUAACACUAAAACUAAUCAAAAUGAUGAUAAAAAUAUAAAUACUUCUCAAUCUGAUUUAAAAGAUGAUAAUAAUAAUAAUCAAAAUAAUACAACUGAGGAUGCUAUAUUAAAUAAUGAAUCUAUGCAUCAGCCUAUUCAGGUUGAAUAUUGUAAAGUAUGUGGAGUCCCAUAUGAAUAUUGUGAAUAUGGAAAUUCUUUUAAUGAAUGUAAAGAAGAAAAUAAAGAUAAGUAUAACUAUGAUAUGGCUACUAAUAAUACAGAUAAUAAUAAUAAAAAACAAGCCAAGAAACCUUCUCAAAAUACAUCUCAAAAAAUAACAAUACAAAAGACAACUAAAGCCAAAAAAAAAACUGUAACAGUUGUAAAAGGAUUACAUGUAUACACAAAACUUGAUAAAAUGGCUAAAAUAUUUUCCAAAUUUUAUGCAUGUGGGGCUUCAGUUAUAAAGGGUACAAACAACGCUCAAGAUCAAAUAGAUAUACAAGGAGACGUUGAACAUAACAUUGUUGAUGUUAUAAUGAAAAAUUGUCCAGAAAUAACUGACGAUAUUUUUGUAAUUUUACCCCCCAAAUAA